Messenger RNA from Diachasmimorpha longicaudata, 1849 nucleotides. RefSeq lists its product as uncharacterized. Lineage: Eukaryota; Metazoa; Arthropoda; Insecta; Hymenoptera; Braconidae. Gene Ontology annotation, molecular function: nucleic acid binding. The record is from RefSeq and is a predicted model, not a curated record. Bases 458 to 1780 code for a protein of 440 amino acids. The transcript is spliced from 2 exons.
UCGCGGUCGGAAUUCCGAGGGGAUAGCUCGCGAUUUUCGCGGAAUGGGGUGCAAUAAAGGUAAACGAGGCCUACUGUGACCCCUCAAAUUUUUUUUUAUUAUAAAAUUCUUUUGAUCCAGGAUGGGGAAAGGGAAAAAGAGAGUACUCUCACGUCAGAUUAUUCUGGGGGCCCUGAAGAGGGCCCAAUUUUUUUUGGUAAUGGCUCGCGAUUUUCCCCGAAUGGGGGCAAUAAACGCAAAAAAAGCAGCAAACAGCUAGGGACCCUUUUAAAUGUGAGUUUCCUAAGUGAUUGGGCUACCUAGCUGUUGUAAAAGCCGAUGUGGAAGGGACGCUGUGUCGCACAGCUUUACGACUUGACCCUUUGGUGUGAGCAAAAAAAGGGUUUUCCCACCAGCCGUAUGGAUUGUUAAUGUGGGAGGUUGAAGUCCAAAUUUCCCAUAUGCUGACGUUGGAACAAUGGAACGAGAGGAACAAGCCAAUGGAGAGGAACCGGCCAUUUUCAGCAAUAAAAAUUAUUAUUUUCCUAUUGGAGAGGGGAAGCUUCUCCACCAAUUUUUCCAAUGCGUCAGUAUCCCGAAAAACCUCUUUGAAGACAGAGUUGGAUCUUACGCAUUCUUGCUCUGUACUCGAAUUAGUGUUCUGAAAUUGGUGAUAAGAAACUGCAGUGUGGUGAAAGUGAUUGAUAGCAUAAUGGUGAAGUACACUGCUGUGGAAUAUGCGGAUAUGGUGUCCAUCUAUGGUGUUGCGAGGGGUAAUGGCUCGCAAGCAGCACGGUUGUACGCGGAACAGUACCCUCAACGAAUGGUACCUGAUCCACGUACAUUCCGAGACGCCCUCCAACGUCUUCGGGAAGGCAAUAUUCUCCCGCGAUAUGGGGGGGUAGGGCGUCCGAGACAUGCUGCUGGGGUUCGCGUGGAGGAGGCGAUCCUGGAGGCCGUGGAGGAGGAUCCCGAACAAUCCAUUAGCAGCAUCGCGGCUUCACUGGGAGUUGGAGAGAGCAGGGUCGAACGAGUUUUACGGGAGGAAGGCUUUCGCCCGUGGAAAUUUACCCCGGUCCAGGACUUGAAGCCGGAGGACCUCCCGAAGCGUGUGGCCUUCUGUCGAUGGCUCCUCGACAGAAGUGAAGAGCCAGACUUCCUCAGGAACAUGUUAUGGACGGACGAAAAACUUUUUGCGAAGAAGGGCAUCGUCAACCAGCACAAUGAGCAUCAUUGGGCGGUUGACAACCCCCGACUCGCAAGAAGUUCAAAGUUCCAAUAUCGCUGGGGAACGUUGAAUAUCUGGGGAGGAAUCCUGGGCGAUGAAGUCCACAUUCAUCAUCUUCCAGGACGUCUGGACGGUGGGAACUAUUUGGGGUUUCUCCAGGAGCAUCUUCCGGGGAUAGUUGGUGAUGGCCCGGAUUCCCGAGAUGUGUGGUUCCAGCAUGACGGAGCACCAGCCCAUACCUGCGUUCCGGUGGUCCAGCAGCUGAAUGAAUGGUUUCCCCAGCGUUGGAUCGGGAACCGGAACGACCGCGACAGGGCCGGACACCGCCAACCGCCCGUUGCGUGGCCCCCACGAUCUCCAGAUCUUACCCCACUCGAUUUUUUCUUGUGGGGUACUCUGGAGUCGCGCGUCCACGCUCAUCACCCCGCGAAUCAGGAGGAAAUGGUUGCACUGCUGCACGCUGCAGUUGCAACUAUCACUCCUGGUGAACUGGAGCGAAUGCGGAGCAAUCUACUUCAACGGGCCCGACUGUGCAUCGCCGCUGGAGGUGCACAUUUUGAGAACUACUUAUAGUUCACCAAAAAAAAAUCGGCCCUUUUCAGGGCCACGACAAGAAUCUAACGUGAGAGUACUCUCUUUUUC